Portunus trituberculatus (swimming crab) is the source of this 2121-nucleotide messenger RNA. RefSeq names its product protein O-linked-mannose beta-1,2-N-acetylglucosaminyltransferase 1-like. Gene Ontology annotation, biological process: protein O-linked glycosylation via N-acetylgalactosamine. Gene Ontology annotation, molecular function: beta-1,3-galactosyl-O-glycosyl-glycoprotein beta-1,3-N-acetylglucosaminyltransferase activity. Gene Ontology annotation, cellular component: Golgi membrane. The record is from RefSeq and is a predicted model, not a curated record. The coding region runs from base 1 to 1836 and encodes 611 amino acids. Lineage: Eukaryota; Metazoa; Arthropoda; Malacostraca; Decapoda; Portunidae. The transcript has 11 exons.
AUGUCAGCUCAAGGAGACACGUGUGGAAGUAUCAGCACCACCACCACCAGCCUCAGCGUGCCUCUCCAGGUGGAUGUGCACGUCAGCACUGAAAACGUGACUGUGCUGAUCAACGGUGUGCAGGUCUACCACGUGGCUGGCGGCGCACGGCAGGGGAAGUCUCACUUUCAGCCUCACUCAGGCGUACAUCUGCUGGUCACUGGGCCGCGCGGGGUCAUGAUGCAGCAGCGGUUCCUGACUUACCAGCCAGCAGAGCACGUUGACCUGGCCGCAGCCCUCGCCGCCAUCCAGCCUCACCGUGUGGUGGUCCUUGCUGCCGUGCCAGAAUUUUCUUUGUUUUUGGGUCAAGCAGGAGCGAAGGCACUGGAUUCCUUAGGGUUUCGAUGGUGUUCGAGAAUGGCGUGGGGCGAGCCCUGGGUGGGCGUGGCUGUCACGGGCAGGGGCAUGGUGGCUGAGGCUGCGGCAACACUCCAGGUGGGGCUGACGUCACCAAAAAGCCUUCGCCUGAGCACCGUAACGCAGCUGGAGAGUCGAGGUUCAGAGUGCAGCUGGUACCGUGAGUCGGGACGGGAGGUUCACGCCGCCUUCUGCAGACAGUACGAGGGUUACGGGGAUCUGUGUGCCUGCCGCCGCCCCUUCACCCCGCACGUCAGGCACCAGCAGGCGCGGAUGAGAAUGAAGGAAGAGAUUCCCGUCGUGGUGGUCACAGCCAACAAGCCUCGACAUCUGUACCGACUACUAAGGAAUCUGUACACCAUUGCGGGCGGUGGACAGACCGAUAUACUAGUGAUGGUAGACGACGCCCACCAGGAAACACUGGCCCUGGCGGAGGUGAUGGGCGUGAAAGCACUGUCUCAUCGGCCUGAGGGCGUGCACAGCAAUCGCACCAACGCUAACAUUCGCUUCGGUCUGUACAGUGUGUUCCGGCACUUCCCCGCCGCGGAUAAGGCCAUCCUGCUGGAGGACGACCUGCUCCUCUCCCCGGACUUUCUCAGUUUCUUCCACCAGGCCGCGUGGGUGCUGGACAACGACCCCACUGUGUUCUGCGUCAACGCCUUCAACAGCAACAGCCUCCCCGACACGGCAGCCGACGCCUCGCAGCUGCUGAGGUCAGAGAGUUUCCCGAUGUAUGGGUGGAUGGUGCGACGGAGCUACGCCAGGCAGGUCAUCACUAACUGGAUCCCUAAUGGACCGGGAGACUGGGACUGGUGGCUCAUGAAGGCGAUGGCGCAGCGGGGACGGGACGUGGUGUCUCCCGAGGUGUCAAGGACCUUCCACGCUGGCAAUGCAGGGAAACACGUGGACGGUUUCGAGCAACACCUUUACUACAGCAGGAUUCUGACAGCAUCCCGCCCCAACAUCAGACUGCGGGACCUACCAGGUGUUAUCUUGGAGAACUACGUGAGGAACCUAACUGGUGAGAUCCAGAGAGCGGAGGUGGUGACUCCUGACCCGAGGCUGAGAGACUUCCUGCCAAAGAGAAGACCUGGGCCGUUCGUCUCCUUCGUCAGGUCGGGCACGAGGAACGACGAAUUCUUUAGCUUUCGAAUGUUUUUAAUGACGACGAGGACCUACUACUGGGACACUCGUGAGAUCUUCAGGGGCGUCAUGAGGCUGAAGGUGCAGGGUCGUUUGUUCUACAUCGUGGGCUGUCCUCUGUCUGAGCUUUUCUGCCAACACAAGCCACGCGAUGUUCCGGUAAUAAGUCCAACGCGGGAGGUCAUCAAGACGGUCUUAAGGAUCAAUAACAAGUACGAGCAGUCCCUUUACGAGUAUGGCACAAGGGUGAGGAGUUACGAGACGCGGCUACUGAAGGAGGCGGACUUUGCUACGUGAGGGAAGUGAAGCUGCGACGAGUGAUAGAGUGUGGUUUCCUUGCUGUGUUUGUAUGAGUGUGCUGUGUGUGUGUGUGUGUGUGUGUGUGUGUGUGUGUGUGUGUGUGUGUGUAUUCUGGUGUGAUAAGGUUGUUGGUGUGGUAAUGAUGAAUUGCUUUACGGAUAUAUUUUGUAGUUUGUGAGUAAAGGUUUUGAUUGUAUUAACUACUCUCUCUCUCUCUCUCUCUCUCUCUCUCUCUCUCUCUCUCUCUCUCUCUCUCUCUCUCUCUCUCUCUCUCUCUCUCAC